Messenger RNA from Mastomys coucha (southern multimammate mouse), 1434 nucleotides. RefSeq names its product elongin-A3 member D-like. NCBI's taxonomy places the organism in Eukaryota, Metazoa, Chordata, Mammalia, Rodentia, Muridae. The record is from RefSeq and is a predicted model, not a curated record.
AUGGAGGCAGGCUCUCAGGCAGGUGUCCUGCAGAAGCUCCUGGAUCGCCUUUGCCAGGAGAUCGACCAAGGAAAGACAUACAAAUUUCUGAAGGAAAUGUCUUCGGUUCCGAUUCUGUGCGACAGCCUGGCAGAGAUUGACUUCAGACAGACCAUCAAGACCUUGAAGAAACACCAGCUGCUCUGCGCCUUUGUGAAGGACUUGGUUGCCAAGUGGUCCCCUGGGUUCCUGCCUGGAACCCAGCCUCAGGGGGCCCAGCAGGACUUUGGCUUGAAGAUGGACCUCAGCACAGCCGGCCAGAGCAACUCUCCAGAACAGAAGGCCCAGGAGCAAGCAUCCCAAGAACCACGAGGAGAUGGGAGAGAGGACUUCUUUGGGCUCAGCAGGGUCAGCUCUGGCCGGACGUCUUGCCUGAGCCCAAGCCGAAUAUCACAAGCAAGGUCUGACCCACAGGCAUCUCACAUUCGAAGCCUGGAUGCAGGAGAAAACUGCUGCCCAGAGCAGCAGCUAGAUGGCCAGAACAUGGUGCAGGUAGGAACGUCCAGGGCAAGCCUGGGAGAGUCUUGGCUUCCUGAAGGAGCCAAGCCCAUCUCCAGAAAGCCAGGGGAGCGCAAUUGGCCUGUGUCUGGUGGACCCAGAAAGUGCCAGCCACAAGACGGCUGGGAAGCAGAGGAAGCCCCUGGAGCUGGUUCCUUGUGGCCUUGCCUCAACUGUGAAUGCUGCUCUCAUUCCUCGUUUGGGUGCCCAUACUGCAAGAGGAAGAGGGAACUCCACUGUCGGGCAGAGGCCCAGAGGCCUCCUCCAAAGGCUCAUCGAGGUGAGUCUCGAAGCUCCAAGGAUCCAAGUCCCAUUGCUUCCUGUGCCAUUGCAGAGAAGAAUCACAAAAUGCCAGUCUAUUCAGGUUUCAGGCCUGCAGCCAGACUCCAGCAGAAACCCCACCUAGGGCUCCUUGCUCAGGAGCCUGCUGGAACCAGGGAUGUUGCUCACUGCCAGGCUGACAAGGACAAAGCUGGGCCUGGGCAGCCCGAAGAGAAGUCCCGGCCCAACAUGCAGACCUGUAAGCAAACCCAAAGCCGGCCUGAAUCCCCCACAGCCAUGAAGCUUCAGGAGUCCCAAGAGGAGAGGCUGCAAGCCCUAAAAGCCCGCAUCCAAAGCAAAACGGCCAAGAGCCUGCAAGCCAGACGACGGACAAUGAUGAUCUCCUUCUUCACCCAGCCCAAGAGCCCUGGCCAACAAGGAGAGCCUGGACCCAGAGGGGCUGUCCAUGCCCAGAAUUCACACAGUCUUCCUGAGUCUCCUGCCCAUUCAGGAGCCAGGGGCGCUUCCUGCCUUUCCUCUGGAGAAAGAGGCAAGAAGAAGGCCCCAGCUCAAAGACCUGCUCCUCUGAUGGCUAAGGCGCUCAGAGAAUACAGAAAGAGCUUCCCUAAAAAGUGA